CGCAGACGCCAUUUCCUCGGCGCCCCCGCGGCGGCGCGGCUGCAUCAGCGCUGACGUGAGGCCGACGUGCGGCUCCGCCCGGCUCGGUCCCCCCCACCCCCUGUGACGGGGGCAGCACGUACAGGGCGGCGGUGCAGGGUUUGGUAGGAGAGAAAGGGAGCCGAAGAGAUCCAAGCUCUUGUUUUAAAACUCACACCUUCCGUUAUGACUAAGUGUGCCAAGAAAUAUCGAAAAGGAGCUGUCAGGCUGAUGACCAUGGAAAUGGUUGAACAGGAUGACAAUGCAGUGGAUUCUAUGACAGAGAGAAGUGCUGGUCACCUUCAGAAUCAGCCAGGCCAAAGUCAGAUUUCCUCAGGAUCUGAGGUUUCUGUAGCUGCUUCCAGUGCUGGAAGAGGAUCUCCAGCUGUAACUCUAGUGCAGUUGCCUUCUGGUCAAACUGUUCAUGUCCAGGGUGUCAUUCAAGCCACACAGCCCUCAGUCAUUCAGUCACCACAUAUGCAAGCUGUUCAGGUAGCAUCGAUUGCAGAUGAAGCUGCACAAUCAGAAGUGAUAAUUGAUUCUCAAAAACGUAGGGAAAUACUUUCAAGAAGGCCUUCAUACCGAAAAAUUUUGAAUGAGCUCUCAUCAGAUGCUCCUGCAGUAGCGAAGAUUGAGGAAGAAAAGUCAGAAGAUGAAGGAACGCCUUCUGGUAUUUCUGCAAUGGCCAUGCCAACCAGCCUGUAUCAUACUAACACAGGGCAAUACCUUACCAUAUCUCAAGGUGGUACAAUUCAGACUGUGACAAAUUCAGGAGCUCCUCAGCCAGGCGCUACCAUUGUGCAAUAUGCAGCACAGUCAUCUGAUGGCACGCAACAGUUUUUUGUUCCUGGAAGCCAAGUUGUUGUUCAAGCUGCCACUGGAGACAUGCCAGCGUACCAGAUUCGAACUCCCACUACUACCUUACCUCAGGGAGUGGUUAUGGCAGCCUCACCAGGGACUUUGCAUAGCCCUCAGCAAAUGGCAGAAGAGGCAACGCGCAAGAGAGAGCUGAGACUUUUGAAAAAUAGGGAAGCUGCCAGAGAAUGUCGCAGAAAGAAGAAAGAAUAUGUCAAAUGUCUUGAAAAUCGUGUGGCUGUGCUUGAAAACCAAAACAAGACUCUCAUUGAGGAACUCAAGGCCCUCAAAGAUCUUUAUUGUCAUAAAGCAGAAUAACUGUCUUUCAUUUGGACCUCCUUUAUUAUGAACUUUAAUCAAGGCAUGAGAGGAAGCAAUUCUACAGAUUGCCAUAUGAACUUGAGAAAGAGACACUUGAGGCCCUUGUGGAACCCAGUUUUGCUUAGUGUUUUCAGACUGAUUUGGGAGAUAUUCCAAAAUUUGGAAUUCUGUCAUAGUCUCCAUACUCUGCUGAGCUUUCUAAUGGCAUGCAAAUGGCUUUUUUGUUUGCACUUUUUACUUCUGCUUUUUGCAGGGAAGCUGCUAAAGAAUGUCGACGUCGGAAGAAAGAAUACAUAAAAUGUCUGGAGAGUCGUGUUGCAGUGCUAGAAGUUCAGAACAAGAAACUUAUACAGGAGCUUGAAACCCUAAAAGACAUUUGCUCUUCCAAAACAGAUUAGUAAAAAUAUUUAUUAUACUGUGAACUAAGAUAUGUCCAGUUGCUUUGUAAGACAAUACAUAGCCAACAUGACUUAUGGCUUUCUCUUUGUGUCAUUUAUAAUAUAUUCCAACUCCUAACAUUCCUGAAUGCUUUCCUGCUUUUUGUCAAUUCAUAGCUCUAAUUUCAGGUUUUUCAUGCACCAUCCUUCUGUCUCCCAAGGAGCCAAAUGUUAAAAAAUAUAACAAAGUAAAAAAGUGCAUAAUUUCCAAGAGCUGUUUCUUUGCCAUAUAUUUACAUACUACUUUUUACAUGUUAUUGACUGUCCUGCACAUUCAAAAUAUUUUGCAAUUAUUUUAGAUGAAUCAUAAAGAUAAUGCAUCCAAUAAUACAAGAAAAUCAAACAACCCAAGGUAUCUCAGGAAAGAGUUUAUAAAAGAAUGUUAUGAUUAUAUGUAUGUACUAGCAUACUAGUCUACAGAUUAUUUUAUGGCAUAUUUUUAUAUUAGUUGCUUUGUGGAAAAAAGUAUUGUAUUGCUGUCACUGAGUGCCAUGGUUAAAGAUAGUUUUUAAUAGAACCAUGUUGUU
Molecule: messenger RNA, 2158 nt
Organism: Hirundo rustica (Barn swallow)
Lineage: Eukaryota; Metazoa; Chordata; Aves; Passeriformes; Hirundinidae
Gene: CREM
Product: cAMP responsive element modulator
Exons: 9
Coding region: 205-1191 (328 amino acids)
Biological process (GO): regulation of transcription by RNA polymerase II
Cellular component (GO): nucleus; ATF4-CREB1 transcription factor complex
Molecular function (GO): protein binding; DNA-binding transcription factor activity, RNA polymerase II-specific; RNA polymerase II cis-regulatory region sequence-specific DNA binding
Source: RefSeq, a predicted model, not a curated record